ACUGGCCAGCUCCAGACCAAGGAGGCCCUCACCAAGGCCAUCAAAGCCAUGCAGAAGUUCGGAGGGCUGAAGGAGACCGGAGUCUUCGACCAAGCCACCCUGGGCCUAAUGAAAACCCCCAGAUGUUCCCUGCCAGAUGUGUCCGAGGCCGAGGGGACGACGGGGCGCAGGAAACGAAGCUCCAGCCCUCAGAACAAAUGGAAUAAGAGGCACCUGUCCUGGAGAGUGAGGACCUUCCCCAAGGACUCGGCCUUGCUGGGCAGGGACACCGUUCGGGCCCUGAUGUACUACGCCCUGAAGGUCUGGAGUGACAUCGCGCCGCUCAACUUCCACGAGGUGGCCGGCAGCGACGCCGACAUCCAGAUCGACUUCACCAAGGCCGACCACAACGACGGAUAUCCGUUUGACGGGCCGGGGGGCACCGUGGCGCACGCCUUUUUCCCCGGAGAGAGGUUCACGGCUGGAGACACGCACUUCGACGACGACGAGGCCUGGACCUUCAGAUCACCAGAGACCCACGGGAUGGAUCUGUUCGCGGUCGCGGUCCACGAGUUCGGCCACGCCAUCGGCCUGGUCCACACCUCGGCCAUCGAGUCCAUCAUGAGGCCGUACUACCAGGGUCCGGUGGGAGACCCUCUGAAGUACGAUCUGCCCUACGAGGACAAAGUCAGAGUCUGGCAGCUGUACGGAGUCAGAGACUCGGUGUCCCACACAAAUCAGCCAGGAAACCCCUCCCAGACGGCAGAACCUCCCGUCCUGCUGGACCUUCCGGAAAACAGAUCCACGCUCCUGCUGGCGCGAGAUGCCCCGGACAGAUGCACCAGCCAGUUCGACGCCGUGGCCCAAAUACGAGGGGAGGCCUUCUUUUUCAAAGGAAAGUACUUCUGGCGACUAACGAGAGAGAAGCACCUGGUGUCUCUCCGUCCGGCUCAGAUUCAUCGUUUCUGGAGGGGCCUCCCUCCCAACCUGGACAGCGUGGACGCCGUGUACGAGCGGCCAGGGGACCACAAAAUAGUCUUUUUCAAAGGUCUGAAGUAUUGGGUCUUCAAAGACAACAACGUGGAGGAGGGCUAUCCUCGUCCCAUCAGCGACUUCGGCCUCCCGAUGGAAGGAGUGGACGCCGCCUUCGUUUGGCUGCACAACGACAAAACCUACUUCUUCAAGGACAACCACUACUGGCGCUACGACGACCACCAGCGGCGCAUGGACCUGGGCUACCCUAAAGACAGCACGCUGUGGAAGGGGCUGCCGCCACAGCUGGACGACGCCAUGAGGUGGUCGGACGGCUCGUCCUACUUCUUCAAGGGGAAGGAGUACUGGCGGGUGCCGGGCAGCGACAUGGAGGUGGAGGCCGGAUACCCCCGCCUCAUCGCCAAGGACUGGCUGCUGUGCACUGAGAUGCAGUCGGACUCUCCGGACGCGGAGCCCAAAAGCACGGAGACGAGAGUCAACGUGCACCGGCACCCGGACCACGCCGAGAACGGCUACGAGGUGUGCUCCUGCACCUCGGACACCGCCUCGCCUUCGGGGGUCCGCCUCUCGCCGUCGCCCCUCUGGCUGCUGCCUCCUCUCUGGACGCUGUCGCUGGCCCUCCGCUCUGAACUGCUAUGA
Messenger RNA from Stegastes partitus (bicolor damselfish), 1611 nucleotides. It is a transcript of the gene mmp17a, whose product is annotated as matrix metallopeptidase 17a. The transcript is spliced from 9 exons. Gene Ontology annotation, cellular component: extracellular matrix. Gene Ontology annotation, molecular function: zinc ion binding; metalloendopeptidase activity. Lineage: Eukaryota; Metazoa; Chordata; Actinopteri; Pomacentridae. Gene Ontology annotation, biological process: collagen catabolic process; proteolysis; extracellular matrix organization. The record is from RefSeq and is a predicted model, not a curated record. The annotation marks the transcript as partial.